This is a messenger RNA of Tricharina praecox, 1230 nucleotides long. RefSeq lists its product as uncharacterized. Gene Ontology annotation, biological process: adenylate cyclase-activating G protein-coupled receptor signaling pathway; cell surface receptor signaling pathway. Gene Ontology annotation, cellular component: plasma membrane. The record is from RefSeq and is a predicted model, not a curated record. Gene Ontology annotation, molecular function: G protein-coupled receptor activity. The transcript has 4 exons. Bases 1 to 1230 code for a protein of 409 amino acids. Lineage: Eukaryota; Fungi; Ascomycota; Pezizomycetes; Pezizales; Pyronemataceae.
AUGCCUUUCCCGCAGAGCCAUCUCGACAUCUUCGAGCGGACAUCGCGGAUCUCAUCCGCCUUCUCGCUCGUCGGUGCCAGUUUCAUCAUCCUUACCUUCUGCACAAGCAAGAACUUUCACCGGCCGAUAAACCGACUCGCCUUCUACGCUUCCUUCGGAAACAUACUCACGAAUGCCGCCACUAUAUACUCGCGCGAGGGAAUCAGGCAGGGCAGGGAGUCCCGCAUGUGUCAAGCGCAGGCGGCGAUAAUUCAAUGGGCUAUACCGGCGGAUGCACUCUUUUGUCUGGCUAUGGCAUGGAAUGUAUACCUCACCGUGUUCCGCAAAAAGACCACGAAGCAAUUACGGGUGCUGGAGCCAAUAUACAUCAUCCUCUGCUACGGCAUCCCAUUAGUCCCCAGCCUCACUUUCCUCUUCAUCGGCUCGAAGAAAGGUCCGAUCUACGGUGAAGCCACUUUGUGGUGCUGGAUCGAUCGUGACUGGCAGGUUCUGAGAAUCGCCGCUUUUUACGGCCCAGUAUGGGUUGUACUGGCAGCAACGUUCAUAAUCUACGUUCUGGCCGGCCGCAUAAUCAUGCAACUACGCAAGAACCUCCGGCGCUUCGCCAAAGACCCCCACUCCUCGCUACGGGAAUCUGCCGUCCCCCGAGUCACCCCCGGACGGAUCGAGGUAACAACCGUGGACACGGUGGAGUCAGCCACCAUCCGAGCCAGCGAUCUAAUCCCCCGACAAAACACACCGCCGGGGACAUUCCCGGGCCUCACCAGGGAUAUCAUGCCACACAUCACGGGGUAUACGUGCCAUAUCGAAGCCAUACGCCCAGGCAGGAGCUGUACGCCGACCGCGCGACCGAGGUCCGGCAACAGCGCUGUCGAGGCAAACACCGCUGCGUGGGCGUAUUGUCGCUGCGCGAUGCUAUUCUUUCUCGCGCUGCUGAUAACCUGGCUGCCCUCGAGCAUCAACCGCCUCUACAACCUGAUGGAGCCGAACGCCUCCCAGUUUGGACUCAACUUUGCCGCCGCAAUGGUGCUCCCCGCACAAGGUUUCUGGAACGGAUUGAUAUACGUAGUCACCACCCUCCCCGCCUGCAAGAAGUGGUUCGCCGACAUCGGCGCCGCGAUCCGUGAUCCGGUCGGGUGCUGCUGCUGGGGCGGGGGGCGGCGUGGCAGCACCGACUUGGACGGGAGGAAGAGCGUCGCCUCCAUGGCUUCUUCUAAGCUUCCUAAGUAA